Ustilaginoidea virens is the source of this 1008-nucleotide messenger RNA. RefSeq lists its product as uncharacterized. The record is from RefSeq and is a predicted model, not a curated record. NCBI's taxonomy places the organism in Eukaryota, Fungi, Ascomycota, Sordariomycetes, Hypocreales, Clavicipitaceae. The coding region runs from base 1 to 1008 and encodes 335 amino acids. The transcript is spliced from 2 exons.
AUGCAGUCGCUUCUACACAAGGUCUUCGGGCCGGAAGAGGUUCGUAUCGACAACCUGACGGGCCGCGUGGCCCUCGUCACCGGCGGGACGCUUGGCAUCGGAUACCAAGUCAGCCGGGCCCUGGCCCACGCAGGAUGCAAAGUCGUCAUGGUGAGCCGGAAGCAGGACCAGGGCGAAUCCGCCGUUGCGGAAAUCAGGAGAGAAACGCCCGGGGCCGAUGUCGAGUGGGAGGAAUGCGACCUGGGCAAUCUCGGCCAGAUCAGGUCCGUCUUCUCGGGCCUGCGCCGCUCGCUGGCUCGGCUGGACUUUCUGGUUCUCUCGGCCGGCAUCAACGCCAACCGGUACGCGCUGGACAGCGACGGCAUCGAGCGCAUCUUUGGGGUCAACUGCCUCGGACACUACUACGUCGCCAACCAGCUCUGGCCGAGGCUACGAAAGACGAGCCUGCUGCCAGGCGUCACGGGGCCCAGGGUGGUUGCCGUGUCCAGCUCGCUGCACCAAGCCGCGCCGUCUCGAGCCAAGUUUGCGUCGUUGGAGGACAUCAACGACCCGAGCCUCGGCCCCACGGAGCUCUACGGCAGAUCAAAGCUGGGCCUCAUUCUCAUGGUCAGGUACGGACUGUUUGAGCGGGUCAUCAAGCCCACCAGCGACUCGAUUUACGCACUGGCCGUUCAUCCAGGAGCGGUGAAUACUGCUAUGCAGGACCAGUGGAAGGAUGCCUAUCCUGGAAUCACCGGACGUCUCAUCUCGUAUGUCAGCAAGCUUGCGGGACGUGACCCAGAGCAAGGGUCCUACAGCAUACUCUGGGCACUCACCGCGAAGGAGAUUGACGAAAAUCACCAGAACGGCCUUUACUUUGAUGACCCGGGGAAGCUAGGAAGCGAGAGCAGCCAAGCGUGUGAUGAGAAGCUGGGAGCAGAUCUUUGGCAGCUCAACGAGAAACUUGUCAAAGAGAAGCUUGGGGACGAUGCCCUCAUUCCCUGGGACACCAGAAGUCUUGACUCCUGA